UCCAAACCACACUGAGAGCUGGAGCGCGCAGACCCGUUACUUUGCCUCUGACCGUGGUACCCCCGUCGUUUCCCUUGCACUCCUACCCCUCCUUUUCUGCUUUCCUUCCCUGAGAGUUCUUUUUCUCCCCGCGAAUAUCCUUUCUCACUUUCAAUUUUAAUAGAUCUCGGAGAAAGAUAGAAGUGACGCAUCCUUGAUCUCCUCCACAGCAUUCGUUCUCGCGCACGCUCUUUUCUUUCUGGAACUGGAUUUUUUGAAACGACGUGGACGCGUGGAUGAUACACCGGGGCGAGAACUGGAGAUGGAGUUGCUCGUGAUCAGCCUCUCCUUAUGGAUCCUGCAGUGCCGCUCAGCUCGCGCGGACUCCAUUAUUCACAUCGGAGCUAUUUUUGAACAGAAUGCCAUACGGGAUGACGAGGUUUUUCAGCUUGCCAUCUCAGACCUGAGUUUGAAUGACGACAUCCUCCAGAGCGAGAGGAUUACCCAUUCUAUCAAACUUAUCGAGCCCAACAACCCCUUCCAGGCGGUACAGGAAGGUGAGUGAGUGACUGGUAUCUCUCAGCAAUCGAUUAACCAUGCCGUUCUACUUUAUCUUUAUGUCCGGUCCGUUUGCUUGAGCAGUUAUCCGAUAUCUCCAGACCUUUCUUGUGAGGCUCUAACAUCAGCAAGUAGAAUAGCUGCAGGUGUGGUAUUUCCAAAAGUGUUGGUUUCCUCCUCUUAGUCUUUAUUUCUAUUCAAAAUCUUCUUUUCCCGUCAAACAAAAUAAUGUGUUGUCAGUGUGUUCUGAUGAUGAAACAAAGUAGCUAAAUAAGGCACCUCUUGGAAUCAGAAUCAUGUCCACGUGGAACUGUGCUGAGGACAUAUAUGGUAACAUGCUGAGUGUGUUUGUGUCACCCAGGCAAACUGGAUCAGCAGUGCCGCUCACAGACAUUAAUGUAUGAAUGUAGAACAACUUAAUUUAUGUUAUCAAGCAUGACGGCCAGCUGUCAUUAUCUGAACAGUUCCACAUUUUCAUUGCCUUCCUCAUAUGAGCAAAUCCUCAGUUUGAUCGUGGGUACCUCAUAUUGCAGAAAGGGUC
Carassius auratus (goldfish) is the source of this 1078-nucleotide messenger RNA. RefSeq names its product glutamate receptor ionotropic, delta-1-like. The transcript is spliced from 2 exons. NCBI's taxonomy places the organism in Eukaryota, Metazoa, Chordata, Actinopteri, Cypriniformes, Cyprinidae. The record is from RefSeq and is a predicted model, not a curated record. Bases 302 to 544 code for a protein of 80 amino acids.